This is a messenger RNA of Pungitius pungitius (ninespine stickleback), 3687 nucleotides long. It is a transcript of the gene armc3, whose product is annotated as armadillo repeat containing 3. Gene Ontology annotation, molecular function: protein binding. The record is from RefSeq and is a predicted model, not a curated record. Bases 878 to 3328 code for a protein of 816 amino acids. The transcript is spliced from 18 exons. NCBI's taxonomy places the organism in Eukaryota, Metazoa, Chordata, Actinopteri, Perciformes, Gasterosteidae.
CGCUUUGCAGUGUCUGCAUCAGCCCCACCAUCCCCCGUCCUUGGCUUGCUGUCGUUUAGAUUAAUCUGCGCCUCAUUGUAGGGCAAGCAGAAGGGUGACAAUGUCCCACGCCACCUUUAAGUAACGUGCGUGGAGGUCAUCCGGUGCACGCUUCGCUCAGGGCCUCUAUAGGAGCAAGCGUACUAGCAGCAAUAUUUCGAUGACCUCCGCAGGACAAGUCUAGCAUCCUCUCGACGCACAUAUGCACACACGUACAAUCACUCACUUACACACACACACACACACACACACACACACACACACACACACACACACACACACACACACACACACACACACGCACACACAGCCUUUUGACUUUUUCCAUGCUCCCCCAUCCAUUCCUUUUUUAAUGGAGGAUUAAGUGGACAUGAUAGUUACAUGAUAGUCAACUGGUAAGCAAACCCAUUGAAUAUAACUGAUUGCAGUAAAAGAUUAAUGUUUCCUGCAUUUAAUUGCACAUUUUGUUUUGUUGUAUUAAGUUAUGUAAUUCAUCAAUUGGCGGUAAUUAUGGUUUAUCUUUUCUACGUCAGUCUUAAAAUAUAUGUUGACAUCAGUUAUUUGGCAGUUACUUCGCCAGUCCUCAAAAUAGUCAACGACGUCUGAUAUGUCAUCAAUUGGCUUGUCAAAGCAAUGUUUGAGCCAUAGACUGGAUUUAUUAAUAUAGUUCUUACCCUUAAAGACUCAACGUGGCAUGCGUUGCCUAGCAACGCCGUGUCAACCUCCCUUUUCACAACACAAAACGUAACGUUACACCCUGGUUUCUUCUGGGCGGCUUUUCGUGUCAAUCGCGCAUUUUGAACUGGUUCUUUGGCUUGGGGUAAUAAGGAAGUGCCCAAUGGGAAAGAAGGGGAAGAAGGGGAGCGAAACUCCAUGCGCGGAAACGUUUGAGCCGCUUCCCUUUGAGGGCAAAACUCCAGCAACAAUAGUGCUGCUGCUGAGAUCUCCAGAGGAGGACAUCCUCGCCAAAGCUUGUGAAGCAAUCCACAUAUUUGCAGAAAAAGGAGACGAGAACCAGGUUUCUCUGCUGGGACUGGGGGCAUUGGAGCCUCUCUGUCAGCUUAUCACUCACACGAACCAGCUGGUCAGACGCAACGCCUCCAUGGCUUUGGGCAUCAUGGCCAACAAUGACGUAGUAAGGAUUGCUCUGAAAAAAAUAGAUGUCAUUCCAUCAAUCAUUGACAAACUGUCACCUGAAGAAGAUAUAGUUGUCCAUGAGUUUGCAACACUGUGCCUGGCCUCCCUGUCAGUGGAUUUUGUGUGUAAGGCCCAGAUCUUUGACAACAAGGGCCUGCCACCUCUGAUCCGGCUCCUAUCCAGUCCAGACCCCGAUGUCAUGAAGAACUCACUAGAGACCAUCUUUAACCUGGUUCAGGAUCACCAUAGUCGCAUGGCCGUGCAUGAGUUGGGAGGGAUCCCUCCACUCCUGGAUCUGUUGAAGUCAGACUUCCCCGUUAUUCAGCAAGUGGCUUUAAAAACACUGCAGAAUGUCACCAUUGAUCAAGAAUCAUGCCACACCUUGAGGGAAAAGCAAGGAUUUGAGAAGCUCAUGGAUAUCCUCAGUAAUACGGAAUUCAAAGACCUUCAUGCUGAAGCCCUACGGGUAGUUGUUAACUGUAUGAAUGACAGCGAGAGUUUACAAGUGAUCCACAAGAGUGGAGGAUUGAUGAGGCUGAUGGAGUUUGUUGUCACUCCCAAUAUGCCUGAAAUCCAGUCCAACGCUGUUAAAUGCAUCGCCAGGGUUGCUCAGAGCUCUGAGAAUCGCAAACUGCUCCAUGAGCAGAAUGUGGAGAAGGUUCUUGUAGAGCUUCUGUCUGUGGGGGACGUCAGUGUUAACACAGCUGCCUGCAAGGCUGUGUUCGCCAUGAGCUCCCACCUAGCCAGCAAGGACAGCUUUAGAGACCUGGGUGGUAUCCCAGAAGUGGUACGGUUGCUGAGCAAUGACAGUUUGGUUCUUAGAGAGGCAGCAACCCAGGCCCUCUCUAAGCUCACGCAUAGCAACCAGCUCAACGCAUUUGCGGUGUACGAGGCGGAAGGCCAUGAGAUUCUUGUCCAGCAGCUGUAUGGAAGCUGUCCCAGUACGGUGGCCAAUUCUGCUGCAACACUUGGCAACAUGGCAGGACAGGAGGUCAUCCGCUGCAGUGUCUUAUCCCACGGAGCCAUACGAGCUCUGGUGGAGCCCUUGAAGUCCAGAGAUACACAGGUCCUGGUGAAUGCCACGCUGUGCCUGGCAGUAUUAGCCUGCGAUAAAGAAGCUCGGGCAGAGCUACUACGUGCAGGAGGCCUUCACCCACUGGUCAAUUUGCUGCACACCAAUCAAAAGGAAGUGUUCCACAAUGUAUGCUUGGCUAUCAAUGCGUGUUCCAGUGAUGUGCCCGCCGCUGUGGAGAUGUGCAAAUUUGGUGCCUUGGAAAGGCUUCAACAAAUCAACCAAUCCGCGACUCACAGAAGCAGUUUCAGCAGGUUGGCCAUGAUGAGCCUGCUUAACUCCAAUUUGUCUGUCAAAUACAGCCUGACAGGUCAUUUGGCCCCCACUGACAUCAUUAGUGAUGGCUUCUAUGACACCGGGAAGGCCCCUGCAGGUCAGAGCAUUCUGACUUUAAAGGAACUGUCCGAGCAGCCUGUCAACGAGCAACGGCCCGUCAUUGUUGUCAACACUGCAAAAGCAGAGGCUCUGGAAGUCAGAGAAGUGAGGCACAGCAACCAAUCAGAAGCAGACACCAGCAGCAAGGCAGGCAGCAGAAUAACAAGGAAGAAGAAAGAGGAUGACAAACGGAAAGAAGAGAACCAGAAUGAGACUCCUCAAAGGAAACCAUGGAAGAUGAUGGAGGACGUAUCUUUACAGGUUCUACUUAAAGAGGCCAAAGAAUCUAUUAUCCCACUAAGUGAUGAACGAGAGCAGUGUGCUGCCUUGGCCAGGCUGGUGAGCGAAGCCAUGGGCGGAGCUGUGGAGAUGGAGAAGCUGCACGAAGUCCCAUGGCUGCUGCACCUCAGCGAGCUCAAGUUUCUGCUUCAGUCUAAUGUCGUUCCCAUUGGCUUGAUCAACAGAGGAAUCUACUGCCACAGGGCACUUCUCUUCAAGUGUCUGGCCGAUCGCAUCGGAAUGAGCUGCACACUUGUCAGGGGCGAGUACAACCGUGCUUGGAACGAGGUGCUCCUCUUCAAUGGGAAUCCCUCCAGGAAAGAGCACUCUUCAAAGGCCUGCCGCUACAUAGUAGACCUCAUGCACCAGCCCGGGAGCCUGCUGAAAGCCAGCACCCCUGCUGCUCUGCAAUACCAGACUUUAUAGAAGACUAUGCCAUGCCCACCCUGAUCAUUUUAAAUAAAUAAACAUAUAGACCAACGCUGAAGUGUACACAAUGCUGUGACCAGACCUUUUUAUCGAGACUUAUUAUAGAUGAAGAUUAGUAUUCACUGAAUGGGAAUCCUUGGCUAUCAUUCAGAGUGCCCGUGGAUUACCUCAUUGCACACAUAAGCAUAAGAAAAUCCUUUUGUGUCUUCCUCUCGAUGAAACACACAAAUGUUGACCUGGAUCUAUGACACAGAGGGUCUACAAUGUAUACCUGCAGAGAAAAGCCAGAAAAAAGUGUGCAGUAAUUGUUUUAUGUUGUUUGGAGGAUUAGCGCCCAAUAAAGUUCCUUGAAUAGA